Messenger RNA from Colossoma macropomum (tambaqui), 1209 nucleotides. RefSeq names its product transmembrane protein 265-like. The transcript has 3 exons. Gene Ontology annotation, cellular component: membrane. Bases 509 to 844 code for a protein of 111 amino acids. The record is from RefSeq and is a predicted model, not a curated record. NCBI's taxonomy places the organism in Eukaryota, Metazoa, Chordata, Actinopteri, Characiformes, Serrasalmidae.
GAGAGAGACAGAGAGAGAGAGAGAGAGAGAGAGAGAGAGAGAGAGAGAGAGAGAGAAGGAAGGCUCUGUCUUUACUGUAGCUGCAGGUCCAGAGGUGUGUUUUCACUCUCAGGUUGAACAUUAGCAGCGACAACACUGCACACUGAGAAGAGAAGAAAGGAAGUGAAACAACCUUCUACCAGCACUUCUACCACAGAAACCAGCGCAAACCUACUGCUGGGAAGGGAACCGGAAUCAAACCGAGGACUUAUUUAUUUAUUUUCUGCUUCAUUUCACUCAGUUACACCAUAAACCUUCUUUAUACAGCCUGAAAAAGAGGUACAGAAGCUCAAGGUCUAUCAGAGCUGGUGAGGAAAAACAUCUUGAACCGGGUGUUAUAUCACCUCUGACCGGAGGCGACUGAAGGCUGAGGAAUCUAGAGCAGCUUUGAUCUACUCAAGCCUGGACGAGUCUAAGCAUCUCAGUCGCUGCGUGAGCCAACCUGCCCAACUCCUCUCCGCCGGGCGAAAUGAGUACAAAACUAAAUCACUCACAGGAUGUGGAAUGCGGCCUCAUGGCUUCCUCUGGCGGUCAGCACAGAGACUACAGGAAACUGGCCAUCGGCAGCAUCAUCUGCGGCCUUUCCUGCCUCGGCAUCAUGUCCCUGAUUUACUCUGUCAAGACUCGGGCGAUGAACAAGGGAAAGCUUAACAUACCAGAAGCAGACAGAGCAAAGAAAGGCAAGGAGUACUCUAAGAAAGCUCGGAAUUAUGGGAUAUUCGCCAUUGUGGCCUGGGUGGCCCUGCUGAUUCUCAUCCCUCUGCUGACGGGACUGGUGUCGUACCUCCUGACCUUAAUAAACUGAGAGAAAACCACAGAAACACUGAGCAGUGAGCCUGGAAAACCAAGGGAGACGUGACUUGUUGCUAUGGACACGGGUUCCAGAUUUCUGGACUAUGAACUAUAAGUGGACACGUCCAUCAACAAACUCAGAAUAGUAGCCAACCAUCUGUCUGGCCCAGCUCAUACUAAAGCGUCCAGGAAACGGAUUCUAUAUUGGAAUAAAGGCCAGGAAUUCCAUUAUCGUUCAGUCAGUGAGAGUGAACGAGGGAUUUAAAGCACCUUCUGCAAACUGAACAAAACAAACCAACACUAACAUGUAAAGAGGAAUUCCACUGUUUUUAAAACUCCUGUAUGAUUAACUGGUUAAGAUGUAAACAGAGUCGUUCA